Messenger RNA from Lethenteron reissneri (Far Eastern brook lamprey), 2199 nucleotides. It is a transcript of the gene B3GAT3, whose product is annotated as beta-1,3-glucuronyltransferase 3. Lineage: Eukaryota; Metazoa; Chordata; Hyperoartia; Petromyzontiformes; Petromyzontidae. Gene Ontology annotation, cellular component: Golgi membrane. The record is from RefSeq and is a predicted model, not a curated record. Gene Ontology annotation, biological process: carbohydrate metabolic process; chondroitin sulfate proteoglycan biosynthetic process. Gene Ontology annotation, molecular function: galactosylgalactosylxylosylprotein 3-beta-glucuronosyltransferase activity.
GCCCCCCACGUGCCCCCCACCCUCCUCACAUCACGUCGCGAGCCCCCCAAAUGGCGCGGCUCCGUCUCAAGAGCCUCUUCCUCCUCUACUUCGUGGCGUCGUGCGGCGGCCUCCUCUACGCCCUCUCGCAGCUCGGCCAAUCGUGCGACUGCCGCACGCACCUGGUGGCGGCCGAACAGCGCGAGUCGGAGCUCCUCUCGGAGCUGCGACGCGUGCGCAGGGCGGCGCGCGCUCGCGACCGCGUCGGUGCCGGGCGCCGUGACGACGACGGCGGCGACGGCGGCGGCGACGAUGACGAGCGGCCGCUGCCCACGAUCUACGUGGUGACGCCCACGUAUGCCCGCCUCGUGCAGAAGGCUGAGCUGACCCGCCUGGCACACACGCUGGCGCUCGUGCCCGCGCUCCACUGGGUGCUGGUGGAGGACGCGGAGGAGCCGUCGGCGCUGGUGCGGCGUCUGCUGGAGGGCUCCGGACUCGAGCACACGCAGCUGCACGCAGCGACUCCUUCGCGGAUGAAGCUCGCGGACUCGGACCCGCGCUGGCUGAAGCCACGGGGGGUCCUGCAGCGCAAUCGCGGCAUCGCUUGGCUCCGCGAGCACCGUGCCGCCGACACCGGCGCCGUCGUCUACUUUGCCGACGAUGACAAUACGUACAGCCUGGAGCUCUUCGAGGAGAUGCGCUGGACGCGCGGCGUGUCGGUGUGGCCGGUCGGGUUGGUGGGCGGCCUGCGCUUCGAGGGCCCCGUGGUGGUGGAGGGCCGCGUCGCGUCGUUCCACACGGCGUGGCGGCCAGAGCGGCCGUUCCCCAUCGACAUGGCCGGGUUCGCCGUGAGCCUGAGCCUCCUGGUGUCGCACCCGCAAGCCGCCUUCGACCCGGACGCGGCGCGCGGGGACCUGGAGUCGAGCCUGCUCGUGUCGCUCACCUCCGCCGAGCAGCUCGAGCCGCGAGCGAGAAACUGCACCGAGGUGCUGGUGUGGCACACACGCACGGAACGGCCCAAGAUGAAGCAGGAGGAGGUGUUGGUGAAACAGGGCAAGGGGUCCAACCCGGCCGUAGAAGUGUGAGGUCCGCAGGCGGCCGCUGCGGACUAGAGUAGAUGUGCGUGUGUGGAGCGGCGGUGCGGUGGGUAUCGCUCCGCGCGACAAAACCCGGCGAGCCGAGGUUCGAUUCCCGCUCAAGGCCAAGAUCACCGACAUAUAUAAAAACUGGUCCUGGGCCUCCCUGAGGUUGGCUCGGGCUUAAAUGAGCACCUGGUGCGGUGUGUAAACGUGAGCAUUGGGGAUACAAAGGCGGUCGAGUGCUGACCACUCGUGUGCCAUACUUGUAGGUGCUCGCUAACAGCACUUGCCUCGACAGCUUGUUAAAGGCGAUACGGUGUUUAACGCCCCGCGCUAUAAUCCUGACAACUUUGUUCGAUUGCUGGCCAUGUUGCACCAGUUGUGCAACAUGGCCAGGAGCCUGUACUGGCACUCCUCUAGGUCAACUCAGCUGUAAAUUUGUAUCUAAAGAAGUCCGUAACAUACCAACAGACGGAACAAAGGUGACGACGUGGUGUUGGCCACACCACCUUUUUGCCAUUUGCCGCGUCAGCCUCAGCACUUGUCUGUACGAGACAAAGCAGAAAUCCUGUCUGUUGACCACAGUUGUCAACAUAUAUGACCAACAGGAGUGGCGGGGAACAGAUGGCAGUAUUUCAGACAUCGAGAAUGCAUUGUUGACAUCCUGCGUUCACGCCUUGUAUGUGGGUCUGGGGUGGUGACAUGCCUGGAGGUGGGACUGGUGGACCAUGCAAAGAUCAUGCGAGACAUGAGGUGCAUUACCAUGAUGUGGUGCCUCCCAGAGGCAGUACAGAAAGUGGGCUUCCGACUUGCCACAGUAUUGUUCUCUUGUAGAUGUGGAUUGUUUACCUCCUGCAUGCAACGAUCCUCAAAAAAUAAUUGGCUAAAGCUCCCAUGCAGGAACCUUUUAGAAUGUUUGUUUAAGAUACAGGCCAUGCUGAGUUAAGAGAUACAUGCUUUAAGUUUGCACCCGGUGUACAAGAUGUCUCAUGCGCAGCAAGUUCUUCUGUCGCCGACGGCUUUGGAAAUAUUUCAUGGGCGUCAUGGUGGCGACAUGUUAACUUCCUUGCCCGGUGCACAGGAGGUCGUGGGUUCGAUCCUGACCCUGACGAACUGUAUAUUUGUAAAGUCACGUAGAAGG